Schistosoma haematobium is the source of this 8915-nucleotide messenger RNA. RefSeq lists its product as uncharacterized. The record is from RefSeq and is a predicted model, not a curated record. Gene Ontology annotation, biological process: regulation of transcription by RNA polymerase II. Bases 201 to 4559 code for a protein of 1452 amino acids. Gene Ontology annotation, cellular component: nucleus. Gene Ontology annotation, molecular function: RNA polymerase II cis-regulatory region sequence-specific DNA binding; DNA-binding transcription activator activity, RNA polymerase II-specific. NCBI's taxonomy places the organism in Eukaryota, Metazoa, Platyhelminthes, Trematoda, Strigeidida, Schistosomatidae. The transcript is spliced from 8 exons.
GAUUGUUAAAAAUCAUCCAAUAUAAAUCUGCCUUUGAAUAGUAGUCUUAUCAUUCACUCAUAUUAUGCAUGUGUUAAGGUCAUCAAUAAGAGUUGGCACAUAUACACUGAUAUAAAUAUUAUGGAUCCUUUUUUUUAAUCUUUCUAACCAAUUUAUAAUUAAGGAUUGUACAUAUUUUGUUUUGCCCAUGUACUUCUUCGAUGUUAGUAUUAUCCCCGAUGAAUUCUCAUCUUAAUUUAAACACUGUUGUUACUGACGGUGAUAAUAGCAGUCUUGAUGAAGACAAUGAAGACGAAGAGGCAGAGGAAGAAGUCAAUAAAUAUCAUUUUCGUAAACUUAAUGCUGACAAUAUAAACAAUGAUUAUGUGUACAAUAUGAAUUGUGAGCCUUCUGUUCCACAUCAUACUCGUCAGAGGCAUCACCAAAUCUUAACCAAACGACCAAGAUUAUCGACAAUAACUUCUGAACAAGAAAGUUUUCAUAAUCAAAUAAACACUACAAAUAAUAAUAAUACAAAUCAACAUCACAUGAAUUGUUCUCAACUACAUCAAAGGGAUUUAAUAAUCACAUCAACUAGUAUGUCAGUUGGAUAUACCACCAAUGCUGUUAUUACUAAUAGUAAUGAAAAUAAUAAUGGAGAUAAUCCUUAUACAACAUUUCGUUCAUUGUUAUUACAAUCUGACUAUAACACUAAUGAUAAUAGUUCACCAGAGAAAGAAAAUCGAACGUCAAUUUUGACAUUGAAAAGUAGAUUGAAUCAUUAUGUCAGUGAUGAUGAUGAUGAUGUUGAUGAUGAUGUUCCUGAUAAUGAACAUGUUGAGAAUAUGUCUACAUCUGAAUCGAAUUUGAUUCUUCAUGAGGCUCAUAAUAUCGAUCGUUUCCCAUCAUUAUUAAAACAUAAUUCUCAUAUAGAUUAUCAUCAAGUUUUAAAUGAUGAAAGUGUUAGUAAUAGAAAUGAUGAACUACAUGAAUAUAAAGUGCCUCAGCCAUCAUCAAUGGCUUCUACAGAUCAAACGAAUUUCAUGACUGUAAACAACACAAAUGGAUCUUAUGCUAAUUAUUAUCCUCCUCCUCAUUAUCAACAUCAUCAAACGACGAAUUCACAAUCAGAUUUUAGUCAUUUAUUUCAUUCAAAUAUGACAUAUCCUUCUUUACUAAUUACACCAUCGUUUUCCAAUCCAGCAUCUCCUAUUUUCCCUCCACCACCACCACCAGUUAUUACAAAUUCUGGGAAUAUUUUUGUGUCUUCCAGUCAUACAAUAAAUCCUACUGCUUCUAGUGUUUAUCCUGUUGCUGCUGCCGCUGCCGCCGUAGCUGCUGCUUCUUUUCAAUCCCUUUCAUCAUCUGUUUAUGAUCAAUUUUACUCGGCAAUAUCAUCAAAUAAUCUAACAACUGUUAAUAAUAAUAGUGGUACAAAUAUGCAUCAACAUCUUACUCAUAAUUAUAACUCUCAUUGUACUUCACAGCAGGCAGAGGAUUCAGCUCAAAAUGAAUCGAUUUCUUCAUCUUAUAGAAAUCCGGACUUAACUGGUUAUUCUGAUAUUACACGAACAACAUAUCCUUUAAUGUCUACCCAUUUACUUCAUCAGCAGCGUCAGACUUCUUUAUUUCCUACUUCAUCUUAUGGUUCUGAUAAUAAAUUGAAAAAUCAGUCUAUUCCUGACAGUUUAUUACAUGAUCGACAAUUGUCUAAGAUAAUCGACAAAGAAGAACAAAUACUUCAGCAACAAGAUCGGGCUAACAAUUCAGACCAUAUUGAUUUUUUCAAUACACGAGUUCAACCUUCAGAAAAUUCAGUGAAUCAUUUAUCUUUAGAUAAUCAAUUUGCUCCAAGAUCAUCAUUAUCGUCGGAAUCAUCAUCAUCAUCAUGUUCAGAGACUUAUAUGAAUUCUUCUUUACAACAAAUAGACAGAAAUUCUAAUGAACACAAUAAUAGUAAACAAUUAACUAAUGAUUUUACACAAUUUAAUAAAACAUUCCAGUUGAAUACAUGUGAAUCGGGCAAUACUAAUACUAAUCAUAAUAAUCCACUUAUUUUAACAUCAUUAAAAGAAUUUCAACUUGAUCAAAACAGAUUAUUCAAUCUUUCCAAUCAUUUACUAAUAAACAAUAAUAAUGGUCAAUCUACCAUCAAAAACACUCUUAACAAUGGUACUAUCAAUACUACUACUACCACUACUACUACUAGUACUACUAAUAAUACAAAUAGUAAUAAAUUAUAUAGAGAAUCACUAAAUUCUUUGAAUUUGCCAAUAUUUGAUGAAAAUUAUGAUCAAAUCAACAGGAGUAGAAUAGAUCAAGGUGAAAAUACAAACAAUAUUCAAUUAGAUAUUUUACAGUCAACAUCAUUACUACUUAAAACUGAAGAGAAUUUAAUGAAUUUCCCAUCAAGCUCUUCAUCAUCAACAUUGUUAUCUAAUCGAUCGAAAGAAGCUGAUAGUUCAAAUAUAGCCACCAUGAGUAGUGGUGAAAGUGGUGGCGGUAUUAUCGCUGUUCCUACAAAUACCGGUUGUUGUGAAUCAUUAAGUAUAUUGACAAGAGAUAUGAUGAGAGCCUAUCUCGUUGAUCGACGGGAUCAAAUUCUAAUCAUACUUCAUGCAAAAGUUGCUCAAAAAUCAUAUGGAACAGAAAAACGUUUUUUCUGCCCUCCACCUUGUGUAUAUCUUCGUGGUGAAGGGUGGGGAUUACAGUAUGGUCAAACAUCACAUGAUGAAUCAAAAUUGAGCUCUAGUCAUGAACAUGUUGAUCAAACGGAUUUAGUGAGUUAUUCCACAAAUAAUGUUCGAACAUAUUCUCUACAAAAUAAUAAUAUAUCGUAUUCAACAGCUACCCCUACUCCAGGACCUUCACAUUUAUCGUCUUCAUUUACAGGAGAACAAUCUCAAAUACUUGCUUUUAUGGGUAUUGGUGGAUCAACUACUCCAGUUGAAAUGAUUCAAUUAAAUUUAGAUGAUGGAAGAGAUUAUUCAAAUGCUAAAACAUUAUUUAUUUCAGAUUCAGAUAAACGAAAAUAUUUUAUGUUAACAUUAAAAAUGUUUUAUAAAAAUGGUAAAGAUUUAGGUCAAUUUCAUUCAAGACGUAUUAAAGUUAUUUCAAAACCAAGUAAAAAGAAACAAUCUUUAAAAAAUACUGAUUUAUGUAUUGCAUCUGGUACAAAAAUAGCCUUAUUCAAUAGAUUACGUUCACAAACCGUUAGUACACGGUAUUUACAUGUUGAAGAUGCUAGUUUCCAUGCAAGUUCAAGUCGUUGGGGCUCAUUUACAAUCAAUCUGUUAGCUGAUGAUCAAGAUGAAGCUGAACAGUUCACUGUACAAGACGGUUAUAUACAUUACGGUCAUACAGUGAAAUUAGUUUGUUCAGAAACUGGUAUGGCACUUCCUCGUUUGAUUGUACGAAAAGUAGACAAAACAACUGUUCUAUUGGAUGCUGACGAUCCAGUUAGUCAACUUCAUAAAUGUGCAUUUCAUUUAAAAGAUACAGAUAGAAUGUAUUUAUGUCUUUCACAAGAUAAAAUUGUCCAAUUGCCAUCUACACCAUGUGAUGAAAAUCCUUUGCGUGAGAAAAUAAAUGAUGCCGCAGCAUGGACUAUUAUUAGUACAGAUAGAGCGGAAUAUCGUUGGUUUGAACCUAGCCAUUUACCAAGUACAUACAGAACAAAAGAUGGCCAAAUUAAAUCAAUCACACCUCCUACAUCAUGUCUGACACCAGUUACACCUGUACCAAUUGUACGAGAUAUGCGAGUGAAUGGUGGUGGAGAUGUUGCAAUGCUUGAAAUAAUUGGUGAAAAUUUCAGCCCUAGGCAUCAAGUAUGGUUUGGUGAUGUUCCAGCUCAAACAUUUUAUCGUUGUGAAGAACUGAUAUUAUGUUUUGUUCCAGAUAUAUCAGAAUUUCACAGAGAUUGGACAUAUAUUCAAAAAACUUUAGAGGUGCCAAUUAGUUUAGUCCGACAAGAUGGUAUUAUCUAUGCGAGUGGCUUAACAUUUACUUAUCAUCCAGAAUCUGGACCAAGACAACAUUGUCAACCAGCACUUGAAAUUAUACGUGCAGCAAGUAUAGCCGCUGUUGCGGCGGCAGCAGCAGCUGCGUCUGCUGUUACUUCAUCGAAUUCUUUGUCAACAUCAGAAGAAUUAUUACUAGAACCUUCAUGUUCUUCCAGAUCAGGUAUCGUAGUAUCAUCUGCAACAAUUGAAUGUAAUAAUGUUGUACAACAACAAAAAUCAUCUGAAUUCAAUUUAUCUCAACAUCAUAAAGAUUCAAUGUGCCUUGAUAAUAAUUCAUUUCUUGCCUCAGUAUCAACAUCAUCAUGUCAAAUGAUAAAUAGACUAACUAAUUGUAAUAAUAGUAAUAAUACUACUAGUGGUUAUUAUGAAGAUGAAGCUUUCAAUCAACAACAUAACUAUCCUCAUCUUCAUCAUCAGGAGCAUCAAUUACAACAGUCACAUCAACAGCAUCAUUAUGCUGUUGACACUCAGGAACAUCAUCAUCGGAGGAAUAAUAAUAAUUCAAACUCUUUAACUACAACAGAUCGUCUAUUUUAUAUUCCAGUGAAUACAAGUUGAAUCUCUUAUUAAAUAAAGGAAUUUUUCAGUUGCUUUUUUUUUCUUUUGUUUAUCAGUUUGUUAAACAGAUAUCCACGAUAUUCUUUUCAUUUACAUACACUAAACUAAUAAAAAUGAUUUAAAUUUUAAGUCUUUCUUUAUAUUCACUUUCUUUGUUUUAAUUAGUGGUUGAAUCCAUUAAAUAAACAAAAUAAGACUGUAGACUAACGUUUAUUUACAUCUUUAUCCGAUUUCACUCAUUCUUGAAUUUAUUUAUUUUAUUUUAUAGAACUUUAAAGACGUCAACAAAAUUUUAGUAUCAUAAUUGAUUUCAGUAACUUUAUAUGCGCGUAUCCAUGACUUUUUGCUUAUAUAUAUCAUCCUUUCUUUCCGCAUCCCCAUUUUUUGAUAGAUUGUCUCAUUUUUUUUGUUUAUUAUAGACAAAAUUUGUUGGAAACUAAACAAAAUAACCGUUUUACUCAUCCUUUUGUUUUUGUUUUCUCUUUUUUCAAGUGAUUUCACAUGAUCCCUUCUUUGUAAGUAAUUACAUUCAAUUUUCUUUUUUUCUAUUAGAAAUAAAGUUUAUGUACAGUUAAGAAAAAAGUAGUUUUUUGAGACAAAGCCGCAGGGAAUUCGUUUUAUUUUUGCUUAAAACUAAAGAUUUGUUAAGCAAAACUUAGAAAAGCUGUAAGUGUUUCACAUAAUCUUUAUAGGCUCUAUCAACAUAAUAAAACCAUAGAACAGAUGGGAUGUGGUUAGCAGUGGAUGAAAUGGGCGUCCGAAUACGAUCUAUUGUUUAUCAUUCUGUCCCAUAAUGGCUAAUAUAGAGGCAGUCAGCACAGGAUGCCCAUAUGUUAAUCAUGAUUAAUCAAAUUUCAGUCAAAAUUAUUAACGACAGCAUAAUCUAAACGGUUUCAAAUUGAAAUGAUAAAAAGUAUUUUACUAGUAUAGGGGUUGUGGAGAUUAUUAAGUUUUUGAUUGAGAUCAUGAACCGAUUGGUGUUAGACCACCUUUGGAAACCUGGAAGCACUGGACGGCCGUUUCGUCCUAUUGUGGGACUCCUCAGCAGUGCGCAUCCACGAUCCCAAUCGCGGGACUCGAACCCAGGGCCUUCGGUCUCGCGCGCGAACGCUCAACCUCUUGGGCCACUGAGCCGGCAUCCAAGAUUGAUAGUGUCUAACAUCAACCAAUCCACGAAGUUGCGCGACCAUCUUCCAUUGUACUGAGGUAGAUACCUGUCUCUACCCGACAUGGAUUAUCUCCACUGGUCACGGCUUCUCACUAGAACUCCGAGAAUUCCCUCACGAAGCUAGUCACUAGUGAGCACAUGUUAAUUACUAGUAUAGAGGUUGUGGAUGCGCACUGCCGAGGAGUCCCACAAUAGGACGAAACGGCCGUUCAAUGCUUCCAGGUUCCCAAAGGUGGUCUAACAUCAAUCGGUUCAUGAUCUCAAUCAAAAAGUAUUUUGUCACAUAGUAUUUUUAUACUACUAAAUAUUUACAAACAGCACGACAAUGUUGAUUGUAAAUAUAGUUCACAAUAGGCCCUAAGCGGCAUAAAGCUUAAUUAGUAAGUAGUACGACAUUCCGGAUCGAAACAACUUUUAUAGUCAGCUGUAAGUAAUAUUAGGUUGGUAGCUCGUCACUUGAAUAAAAUUCAAAAACGUCUUAGCUACUAUAAUUAUGUAGUGCUUAGACAAAUGCUACAGUUAUUGUUAGAACUUGGUCUUAAAUCCGAUGUGAUAAUUAUAGGGAGGUUGGGUUGACGCCGAAUUCACAAAUUAAGAGCUAACUUAACGUUUUUCAACAAGUGACGCUAAUACUGUACAGCAUAUGUCAAACUAAAUAGUAUGUUGAUAUUAUACUAAAUCAGUCAAUCAGUAACAACGUGGGACUUUGUACUUACGUACAUCAAUGCGAGUUGCCAUACCACAUUAACACAGAGAUGCAGUUAUCGAUUCAAAUCCCGUAGUGGUAGAGGUAGUAAGAGUAUAAGCAGUAAUCGGAAACAUUAGGGUUUGAAGAUAUUAUUCAACGAGCAUAAUCCAUGACAUGAAGAAUGCAGAAGAUUAAAAUUUGAGAGAACACAAAGAGUGGAUGCACCUGCUCCAUUGCAAACGAUUUCGAGCCAUGUGAUUCAAGGUCUCUAACCAUCGGUUGCUAUCGUCUCGACGUCCCAACCACGUAGUCUACACCUACCAACAUGGCUCAGUCCACUUGUCAGUGACUUCAUGGAUUUGUGCCAUGUUUUGAUCUGACCGCCCCUAGCUUUCUUCUAACCUACUCCUACACCAGAAAACGUCGCACAUCGGUGGUUGGGCAUACGUAACACGUGUACCAGCCAUCUCAACUGAUGAAGUUUCACUACUUCAUCAAUUGAUUUGCCAUCCUUACCUAGUACCCGUUUCCUAACAACUGCAUUACUUACUCGAUGGUCCCAGGAUAUACGAGCAAUAUUUCGAAGACACCUAUGAUCAAAUACUAGUAACCUACGAAUAUCCUCUACUCUUACCGGCCAUGUUUCACUGCCAUAAAGUAGGACGGAACGAACUGCUGCGCAGUAAACACGUCCUUUGGUUGAUAGACAGAUAUCUCGCCUACGCCAUAAAUGACGCAAGUUGGCAAAAGCUAGUCGAGCCUUCUGUAUCCGUGCUGAGAUUUCGUCACACACCAGACCACAAGGGUUGAUGAGACUUCCAAGAUAAGUGAAGCGGUAGAUACUCUCAACUGCUUCACUCACUAUUAUUAGUUCGGGUGUUGAUGCGACCCAAUCCUGAAGCAACAUUUUGCAUGAAUGAAUGAGGUUUCUCUUUCUACUUAACGGAACCCAGCUAUAGAAGUUGGUUAGCUGGCCAUUCCACGUUUGUUCUCUAAAGACGUAUCUUUUCAAAGAACCAUUACUCCUUCUCAUCAGACGUACAUCGAGAAAAGGGAUUGAUUGGUCUCGCUCCCUUUCUAACGUGAAGUCUAUGGAAGGGUGGCAUGAGUUAAAAGUGUGUAAGAUAUCCUCUAAAUCAAUAGUAUCGUCACAAGCGAAAAAUGUUUCUUCACGUCAUCGAAUACAUCGGAUAUGAAGUACAGAAUGCAUUAACGGAGAACUCGUAUUCCUCAAGAAAACCUUAACGAAAAAUAGCUACCCAGCCCGUUCCAUAGAGAAUAAUAUGAAUAGUAGUUGCGACAGGAAACCUAAUUGUCCCGUCCCAAAGAAAAACCUUUAUAUAAGUCUGGAAUCUAAAGGUGAUCGAACAUCAGACGUAAUCAAAAAUCGUCUAACAACAGCGAUUAAAAGAACAUUUAAUGCGGCUAAACUGCGAAUAACCUUCACUAGUAAGAACUUAUUUUCUGUAUCCAUAAAAGAUAAGCUUCCGCGUAUGGUCGCCUCCAUGUGUAUCAACCAGUUCACCUGCUCUUGUGGAGCAAGGUACAUUGACCGUAGCCAGCGCUCGCUUUCAACUCGGAUACGGGAACACAUCCUAGUUAGGUUCUAUAAGGGUGAAAGGAAAGCAGUUAGGAGUUCUAUACUUGAACACCUAAUCGACUGUAAUCAUUCUACGGAUCCACAGUUUGAUCUUAAGAUUGUUUAUAUGAUUCGUUCAAAUCUGCCUAGAUUUCUUCCUAUUCAAUUCUUAAAAAAAAUAGUCGAAGCUCUUGCCAUCCAUGAGCUUAAACCAGAACUGUGCCUACAAAAGAAGUACGUCUUAUCGUUACCUUGGCCUUAAUUAUUAUUAUUACUGCAUUCCGCCUUACUUAUGUCUUAUAUUCUCAUUAUUUUAUUCAUAAAUACUCAUCAUAUCACCUUAUUUAUUUAUUUUUACACCUCUAUGACCUUUAAUUAUUGUAACAAAAACAUUUUAAUCAUCUUAUUAUAUUCACUAAGUCUAUUGUUAUUUUUCGUACUACGUAAUCUUGGUUGUUCGUGUUUACAUUUCCUCACGGAAUUAGUACUUUAACAAAGAAAUUUUCAUAUAUAUACGAUUGUACAGCUUGAUAAUGAAUUCGUUGGAAAGAGAUCCCUUCGCUCAACUUCGUUUUUUUUCAUUUUUAAUGGGAAUUAUUUUCAAUAAUUUUAUGGAUGAUUUUUUUCAGUUAAUCUAUUUUAUGCCAUACAGAGGACAAAAUAUCAAAUAUGAUUUUUGCAUUGAAAAAGAAAUUUGUAAAUAAUGCCCUUUUUUUAGUGGUAAAAUUGAUUGUUAAAUAUUUAAAACAAAAUCACAAUAAACUCUUAUUCUAUGCAUCGUUUAUAUAAUUCAAUCUGUAAAAUGUAAUUGACAAUCAUUAUGUGAUUUUUAUAUUGUAUGGUGAAUAAGUGACAUAAUGAGUUUAUAUUUCUUAACACUGAUAACUUUGAUGAUGAUGAUGAUGAUAAAAAAGAUUUAGC